This is a messenger RNA of Achroia grisella, 2571 nucleotides long. RefSeq names its product protein tumorous imaginal discs, mitochondrial-like (gene DnaJ-14). NCBI's taxonomy places the organism in Eukaryota, Metazoa, Arthropoda, Insecta, Lepidoptera, Pyralidae. Gene Ontology annotation, cellular component: mitochondrion. Gene Ontology annotation, molecular function: heat shock protein binding; ATP binding. The coding region runs from base 13 to 1698 and encodes 561 amino acids. The transcript has 10 exons. The record is from RefSeq and is a predicted model, not a curated record. Gene Ontology annotation, biological process: negative regulation of apoptotic process; mitochondrion organization; response to heat.
UUUUCUUCCAAAAUGGCACCAACUCGAAGUAUCCUCGGAUUUUUAAAUCCAAAAACAAUUAGUGCGGUUAUUUCAAGCAAUAUCUCUAGAACUCCUUGUCGGUUCCUGCAUGGGUGUAGAAAUAGUUGUGAUCAGUAUAUUAGCGGUCCUCUUUUAGGUGGUGUCAAAUUCCCGCAUAUAAUAAUAAAAUGUAAUUUAGGUCACAAUUAUCGACAAUUUCAUACCUCCCGAAGCUUAGAAGCGAGAGCUGAUUAUUACAAAGUCCUGGGUGUGUCCAAAAAUGCAUCAGGAAAGGAUAUAAAAAAGGCUUAUUAUGAUCUUGCAAAAAAGUAUCACCCAGAUGCCAAUAAAUCUGAUCCAGAAGCCUCGAAGAAAUUCCAGGAGGUGUCUGAAGCUUAUGAGAUUCUCUCAGAUGAGAAUAAACGCAAACAAUAUGAUACAUAUGGUACAACAUCAGAGCAAAUGGGAAUGGGCAGUGGACCAAGCGGCACUGAUGGGUUCACACACCAGUGGCAGUACAAGUCUACAAUAGACCCCGAGGAAUUGUUCCGGAAAAUCUUUGGAGACGCUGGCUUCAAGAGUGAAACAUUCAAUGAUUUUGCUGAGAGCCAGUUUGGAUUUGGUGCAGCAAGAGAGGUGAUCGUAAACCUCCGAUUCACAGAGGCAGCACGUGGCGUGAAUAAGGAUAUAAAUAUCAAUGUGGUUGACACUUGUCCCAAAUGUACGGGCUCCCGAUGCGAGCCAGGCACCAAGUCUAUCAAGUGCACAUACUGCAAUGGUACAGGAAUGGAGACAUUUUCACGAGGUCCAUUCGUAAUGCGUUCCACGUGUCGACAUUGUCACGGUACUAGGAUGCUAAUUAAAUUCCCCUGCACAGAAUGCGAGGGCAAAGGACAGUCUGUACAACGUAAGAAAGUAACUGUGCCCGUGCCAGCUGGAGUGGAGGAUGGUCAAACCGUCCGCAUGGCAGUCGGCAACAAUGAGAUAUUCAUAACAUUCAAAGUGGAGAGCUCUAGCUAUUUCAAACGAGAUGGACCCGAUGUUCACACUGAUUGCACAAUAUCCAUAUCUCAAGCUUUACUUGGUGGUACAGUUCGGAUACAGGGUCUAUAUGAAGACCACACAAUACAGAUAAUGCCGGGGACGUCGUCACACAGUACUAUCCGUUUGUCGCGCAAGGGUAUGAAGCGAGUGAGCCAGCACGGAUACGGGGACCACUAUGUGCAUAUUAAAAUACAGGUACCAAAAACACUGUCAGAAAAGCAGAAGGCGCUUAUGUACGCAUACGCAGAAAUAGAAGAAGAUACGCCUGGUCAAAUACAUGGAGUUUCAUACGACAGAGAUGAAAAAUCAAAUAAUAGCAGUAAAACAAACGAAACGGACAGUAAGGAAAAAAUACACCAGUUGAAUCGCGAUACAGAUGAAAGUACUCGCGACAAUAAUAAAUCUUGGACGUUUUUCGAAAGCAUAUUAAAUUCGUAUAGGAAUAACAAACCGGCUUUUCUAGUAGGAUUCGGCAUGUCAGUUAUAAUAUGUAUGUUUGCCAUAAUGAAUGAACCCACAGACAAAUAUGGAGUGAAUGAUUAUCUGAGAGAUAUGGAUAAAAGAAUGGGUGGGGGGGAAUUUGAUAAGCCUCUAGGAUACGAAAGGACAUUAGACCGUCAAAAGAAAGAAAAUCCAGAAUUGUAUGAGGCGUAAAUAGUCAAGUAACUUUUUAAAUCAGUUGCAUAGCAAUAAUUCGAAAAAAUUCUGUCUCUUAACUAGUAAUUUAUUAUUUAAGGUACUACAAUUUUAUUUGCAUUCCCUGCUAUAGGGCGUACUAUUAGUUACAUAGUAUAUUAGCUUCCGGGCCGGCUUGGCACGGGUGUACAUGUAUUAUAAAUAUAAACCUUCCUCUUGAAUUACUCCUUCCUCUUAUUAUCUACUACUAAAAACUGCAUUAAAAUCCAUGCGUAGUUUAAUCAAUCUAUCGAACAGACAGCGGAAGCCAAUUCAUUUUAUACUAUAUAAAGAUAUGUUUAGUUUAUACUAAAAUAUCUUCACUGCUUGUAAGUAUUUAUUUAGGUGCUAAGGUAGUUCAAAUUUAUCACAUAUAGUACUUACAAUAGUAUACAGUGACCAAAGCGGCAACAUGAUUUUUUAUAGGCCAAUUUACACAAAACAGUACUAUACAGUAUUUGAAUUCUUAAGGAUAUUAAGUUUGAAUUUGAGAAAUUUUUGAUUGGACAUAAAAUUCCUCUAUUAACAUAAUUGAUAUUACGCCUACCUAAUACGCACAUAGAAUGCAAAUAAUUUGUUAGUACCGUAAACGCAUUGUUACGUUUUCCAAAUGUCUAACAUUAAAAAGUGAUGAUGGUGAAAUGAAUUCCAAAGUAAAGUCACCAAUAAAAGACUCAAAAGUAAGACUUUUGACGUUGAUUUAUUAUGAUUAAACUGUGGUUUAAAAUGAUAUUAAAUAUUACAUAGUUAUGCUUAAAUCACGACAGGUCUUGGUAAUUCACUGUUUUUGCAUAAUAUAGAUAUUAUUACAUCAUAGUUUUUGUGAUAUUAGUGUUGGUUGCAAUUUACCUG